This is a messenger RNA of Nyctereutes procyonoides (raccoon dog), 4246 nucleotides long. RefSeq names its product GIPC PDZ domain containing family member 3 (gene GIPC3). The transcript has 3 exons. NCBI's taxonomy places the organism in Eukaryota, Metazoa, Chordata, Mammalia, Carnivora, Canidae. Bases 327 to 3947 code for a protein of 1206 amino acids. Gene Ontology annotation, molecular function: protein binding. The record is from RefSeq and is a predicted model, not a curated record.
GGGAGAAGCAGGCUCCCUGCUGGGAGCCUGAUGCGGGACUCGAUCCCAGGACCCCAGGACCCCAGGGUCACGCCCUGAGCCGAAGGCAGACACUCAACCCAUGAGCCACUGCGCGGGCCAGAGCAUGUGCCUCUUGAUCUCACCGUUGUGAAUUCGAGCCCCAUGCUGGGCGUAGAGAUUACUUAAAAAACGUAAAAAAAUAAGAAGAGGAGGGAGAUUCAGGGGAAGAAAGGAUUCUCAAGGGAGGUCUCUGGAGAUUCACCCGUGGACCUAAGGAGGGCUUUGAAGGCUUAGAACGUUCUAGAAAGGCUCGAGGGCUUACACAGAUGCGGGUCUGCCCAGAACGCACGCCCCUCCCCACUCUGUCCCCUGCAGAUAUGAUCGGCCAGAGGAGCAGGAGCAGCAAAUGCCCCGUGGAAGCAAAAGUGACCAGUGGGAGGGAGACCCUGCGUCUUCGUUCUGGGGGGGCUGCCACCGUGGAGGAAGUGCCCAGCGAAUUUGAGGAGGAGGCGUCCCGGAGGGUGGACGACCUGCUGGAGAGUUACAUGGGCAUUCGGGACCCAGAGCUGGGUAAGGGGCCAGGCGUCCACCAUGGUGGACACCUCCAAGAAGACAGUGAGCGUCCAGGAGUUUGCGCACCGUUUAGACUCCGUCUUGGGCGAGUUCGCCUUCCCGGACGAGUUUGUGGUGGAGGUGUGGGCCGCCAUCGGCGAGGCCAGGGAGGCCUGCGGCUAGUCUGCCCCGGCGCUGAGCGCGGCCCCAGCCCGGAGCCCAGCCCCCUGCCCCAAACCUCCCGGCCGGGUCCCGAAGCCCGGCUCUGCACCACAGCCCGGGCCCCAUCUGAGACCCAGCCCCGCUGCAGAGCCCAGGCCAGCCCUGGGGCUGAGUUUGCCUCUAGAACCCACAGCAGUGUCGACACCAGUCCCAGCUCUGAGGCCAAGCCCUGCUCUAGACUCCAGGCCAGCCCUGAGGCCGAGUUCAUCUCUAGAACCCAAACCACUCCUGAGACCCAACCCAGCUCAGAGACUCAGCCCCCUUCCAGGGCCCAGGCUAGCUCCGAGACCAAGUUCGUCUCUAGAACCCCUUCCAAUUCUCAGACCAAGCCCAGCUCUGAGGUCAAGUCUUGCUCUAGAACCACGCUCAGUUCUGAGACCAAGCCCUGUUCUAGACCCCAGGCCAACCCCGAGACUAAGGUCAUUGCUAGAAUGCAGUUCAGUUCUGAGAACCAACCCAGCUCCAAAACCCAGCCCUUUCCUAGAACCCAAGACAGCUCUGAAGCUAAACCAAGCUCUGAAAUCAAGUUAAGGUCUGGAUCCCAGAUAAGUGUUAAGACACAGCCCAGCUCUAAGACCAAUCCCAGUUCUGGAACCCAGCCCAGAUCUAUGACCAAGACCCGCCGCCCAACUCAGUCUGACACUGGAACUCAAGACAAUCCCGUGACUCAGCUGUACGAAGACACCCGGUCUAGCUCAGGAACUCCCAUUAGUUCUAGAGCCCAAGUCAGACUCAAGAAACAGCCCAGCAACAGUAGCCACACCAGCUCAGGAUUGGAAGAUGGCUCCCAAACCCAACGCUGCUCACGAGCCCAGAUGCAUGCUACAGCUCAGUCCAGACCCAGACCCCAGCCCUGCUCUAAAACCCAACUGCACUCAACUACCCACCCCCAUCCUGGGGCCUGGUCCAGUUCCAGCGAUGAGUCCAGCUCAGAGAAUGAGUCUGGUUUUAGACCCCACCCUAGUGCUACAACCGGGCCCAUCUCCAGAAGUCAGACAAGCUCUGAAGCCCCAUCCACCUCUGAGGCCAGCCCGGCCUCCGGAGCUCAGCUUGAUGCCGAGCCUGGUUCUCACUGUAGAACACAGACCCGCUCUAGAAUACCAGCUAACUCUGGGACCCAGACCAACGUUAAGGCCUGGGCACUUUCCAGAGCUCAGUCCAGCUCAGGGACGCCACGCAGCUCCAGAACGCAGUUCAAUUCUGAAGCACAGACUGGGUCUGAAAUCCCUUCCAGCUCCCAAACACAGUCGGUUGUUGGGACCUCACUGAGUUCCGGAAUCCAGUUAAACUCUGGAAUCCACUCUAGCCCCGAGACCCAGAUCAAUGCAGCAGCAGAUUUAUGCUCCACAAAUCUGCCUCACUCUGAAGGCAGGCCCAGCUCCAGGACCCAGACUGGCCCAGGAACUCAGUCAACUCCUGGAAGUCAGAUCAUCUUGGAAACCCUGUCAACUUCUAGAUACCAGCUCCAGGCCGCAACCCAGGGCAGCUCUGGAGUCGAGCCAGACUUUGGGAAGCAGACCAGCUCUGGAACUCAGCUCAUCUCUAGAGCCCAGCCGAGCUCUGGGGCCCAGAUAAGUUCAAGAAUUCAGCCCAGCUCCAGUACCCAGCCCAGCCUCAGGAUUCACUUUGGCCCUGAGACCUGGCCCAACUUGGAAACCCAGAGCAAUUCCAGAACCCAGACUAUUUCAGAAGCCCAACCCAGCUCUAGAACCCUGAUCAGUUCUGGAACCCAGCUCAGCUCUGAGACCCAGCCCAGUGCAAGAAUUCAGCCCAGCCCUGGAGCUCAACUUAGCUCCGGAACCCAGCCCAGUUCCAGGAUUCAGCUCAGCCCUGAGACUCAGCCCAACUCUGGAACCCAGAGCAGUUCAAGAACUCAGGCCAGCUCCGGAAGUUACCCUAGUUCUAGAACCCAGACUGUUUCUGGAACCCAGUCCAGCUCUGGGACCCAGACCAGUUCCAGGAUUCAGCUCAGCCCUGAGACUCAGCCCAACUCUGGAACCCAGAGCAGUUCAAGAACUCAGGCCAGCUCCGGAACUUACCUUAGUUCUAGAACCCAGACUGUUUCUGGAACCCAGUCCAGCUCCGGGACCCAGACCAGUUCCAGGAUUCAGCUCAGCCCUGAGACUCAGCCCAACUCUGGAACCCAGAGCAGUUCAAGAACUCAGGCCAGCUCCGGAACUUACCUUAGUUCUAGAACCCAGACUGUUUCUGGAACCCAGUCCAGCUCUGGGACCCAGACCAGUUCUGGAACCCAGCUCAGCUCCAAGGCCCAGCCCAGCUCUGGGACCAAGAACAGUGCAAGAAUUCAAUUCAGCUCUGGAAGUCAUGUUAGUUCCAGGAUCCAGCCUCUUUCUGGAACCCAACCAAGCUCUGGGGCCCAGAGCAGUAUAAAUAUUCCACCUAGCUCUGGAGCCCAGCUUAGCUCUAGAGCCCAGUUUACCUCUGAGACCUGGCUCAGCUCUGAAACCCAGCCCAGCUCUAGAACCCUGAUCAGUUCUGGAACCCAGCUCAGCUCUGAAAUCCAGCCUACCUCAGAGACCCAGCCCAGCUCCAGGAUUCAGCUCAGUCCUGAGAACCAUCCCACCUCUGAAACCCAGAGCAGUUCAAGAACUCAGCCCAGCUCUGGAACUUACCUUACUUCCAGGUCCCAGCCUGUUUCUGGAACCCAAUUCAGCUCUAGAACCCAGACCAACUCAAAGAUCCAGCUCAGCUCUACCAAUAGACGCCACCUACAGACCCCUGGCCUUGACCCUAGAACCCAGGCUGAUCUCACUCCCCCCAUCCAAAAUCAGCCCUCAGGCCCACAACCCAGAGCCCUGACUCUGGCCCCGAGCACAGUCUCUCAGCCUCAGCCGCAGCCCCAUGAUCUGGUACAUGGAACACAGGCCAAUACCGGCCUGGGCAGAAGCCCACCAACUUCCCACCUGGCCCCACAGCCACAGAGCCCCUCAGCACCCCAGAAACCAGCGCUCUUCCCCAAGCCCAAGCUAGGACCCCAGAAGCCCACCCCACCCACCAUAUCUGUCAUCUCUAGUUCUGCCCCCAGGGCAGCCGUCCUGCAUUCCCAGCCCCCUGAAUCUCUAGCCCAGAGACUUGUCCCCUCCCCUACACUCAAGGAGUCGAGGUCUGCUCCUUGGGGGUCCGAGCCCCUGCCCCACCAAGGGGAGCUGUAGCUUGAGGGUAACAUAAUGUUGGCUUCCGUGGUUCCCCCAUCCUGUCUCCUGCCCCUCCCUCCCAGCCUGGGUCCCCUGGAGGCAGCAGGUGACCUCAUUACCCAGCAGGUGGGAAGGGGGGGAGUGGGGAGAGUGGAAACAGGGGCUUUAGUUUCACUCGGCCUGGCUCUUGAGAGGUGUAAGCAGAUCCCAGGUCUGUGGAGUGGAAAGCCAGGCGUAUGGCAGAGGGGGGCAUGUGGGCCGGAGGUGGAGAUGUGGGGGGCAGGAGACAAUUUUGUCCUCAUGUACCUCGAGGGCUG